UAAUAAUCAAUGUCAUAAAUGUAGUUGGGUGGCAGUUCCAGAAAGAUCGACCCUUUUAUUUCAAUCCACUUCAUUUUCUGUUGUAUCCUUGUCACGAAGGCCAUGGCGGAUUCAGGUGCAAGCACCGUCCUUGUCACUGGAGCUGGUGGUAGAACUGGUGAACUAGUUUAUAAGAAGUUAAAGGAGAGGUCAGACCAGUAUGUUGCUAGGGGUCUGGUUAGGACUGAAGAGAGCAAACAGAUCAUUGGCGGAGCAGAUGAUCUUUAUGUUGGAGAUAUAAGGGAUGCUGACAGCAUUCUACCUGCAAUCCAAGGCAUCGAUGCUCUCAUAAUCCUUACAAGCGCUGUGCCUAAGAUGAAACCUGGCUUUGAUCCGACCAAAGGUGGGAGGCCUGAGUUCUAUUUUGAAGACGGGUCGUAUCCUGAACAGGUUGAUUGGAUUGGACAGAAAAACCAAAUAGAUGCUGCUAAGGCUGCGGGAGUGAAGCAGAUUGUGUUAGUUGGGUCUAUGGGCGGAACAGAUCUUAACAAUCCCCUGAACAAAUUGGGUAAUGGCAACAUAUUGGUUUGGAAGAGGAAGGCUGAGCAGUAUUUGGCUGACUCCGGAAUUCCAUACACAAUCAUAAGGGCUGGAGGCUUGCAAGACAAAGAAGGAGGCAUCCGUGAACUACUUAUAGGGAAGGAUGACGAGCUUCUUAAGACCGAAACAAGAACCAUUGCUAGACCUGAUGUCGCAGAAGUCUGCAUUCAGGCACUGCAGUUCGAGGAGGCCAAGUUCAAGGCAUUUGAUUUGGCCUCAAAGCCGGAGGGAACUGGGACACCGACCAAGGAUUUUAAGGCUUUAUUUUCCCAGAUCACUACCCGAUAUUAAUUUUUGGCUUCUGUAAUGCCAAAGCGAACAUCUCCCCGUAUGAGUUUCUGUUUAUACUGGGACAAAAAGGGUAGAAAAUGAAUAGCAUAUGCGUAUGCAGCUUGAACAGUUUUUAAUUUGUAAUGCAGGGAUCAAAGAACUAGCAUGUCACUGUGCCUGCACUUUUAAUAAUGCGCCAGAGCUUGUUUUUACCUUUUCCCUUA
Molecule: messenger RNA, 1073 nt
Organism: Pyrus x bretschneideri (Chinese white pear)
Lineage: Eukaryota; Viridiplantae; Streptophyta; Magnoliopsida; Rosales; Rosaceae
Exons: 7
Coding region: 103-870 (255 amino acids)
Cellular component (GO): chloroplast
Molecular function (GO): oxidoreductase activity
Source: RefSeq, a predicted model, not a curated record